Molecule: messenger RNA, 1569 nt
Organism: Puccinia graminis f. sp. tritici CRL 75-36-700-3
Lineage: Eukaryota; Fungi; Basidiomycota; Pucciniomycetes; Pucciniales; Pucciniaceae
Exons: 4
Coding region: 1-1569 (522 amino acids)
Biological process (GO): tetrahydrofolate biosynthetic process
Cellular component (GO): mitochondrial envelope
Molecular function (GO): dihydropteroate synthase activity; 2-amino-4-hydroxy-6-hydroxymethyldihydropteridine diphosphokinase activity
Source: RefSeq, a predicted model, not a curated record
AUGUCCAUCAGACUACUCAAUCCAGCUCGGUCAUCCAGUCUAUCUCGCUGGAUCAUCCAUUCCGGCCUCGGAAGAAUUCCUACUAGAAACUAUUCGAGCGGCAAGGACUCGAGCAAUAUCGUCUAUCUCGGACUAGGCUCUAACAUCGGAGACCGAUUGAAAAAUAUUUCGAAUGCUCUCCAAUCGCUCUCGAACCAUGAUCCUUCGACCCGUGUACUUGACUCGAGCUUCGUCUAUCAAUCUCAGCCGAUGUAUGUCACCGACCAACCCGAAUUCCUCAACGCGGCUUGCAAAAUAUCCACUCCCCUAUCGCCUCAGGAACUCUUAAAAAUCAUCAAGAGAAUCGAGGCCGAUCAAGGCAGGAUACUCGAGAACGUUCCUCGAAACGGUCCCCGUCCGAUCGACAUUGACAUUUUGCUGUACAACUCUGAAAUCAUCAGACAGGAUAAUUUGACAAUCCCUCACAUAGGAAUCCUUGAGAGACAAUUCGUACUUGAUCCUUUAAUUGAUGUAGCCAGGAAGACGAUUCAUCCAGAGACCCGGACACCCAUCGAAGCACUGCUGGCUGAUCUGAAGCAGAAGACGAGCAGUUCGACGCAAACAACGAGCACGGGAGGUGUCAGGAAGACACAUCUGAUCAGGGGGCUGGGGUGUCGGACAUUGGAUCUGAGUAGCCGGACGCAUCUGAUGUCAAUUAUCAACUGCACACCAGAUUCGUUCUCGGAUGGAGGGGCAUCCUUUGCAGUAGAGGAUGCGGUCCGGAACUCGCUCGAGCACGUAUCUGCAGGGGCGGACAUCCUGGACAUCGGGGGGAUGUCGACGCGACCGGGGGCAACGGAGGUGUCAGUGGAGGCAGAGAUCGGACGGACCGUGCCAGUGAUCAGGGAGCUACGCGAACGCCAUCAUCUAGACUGUCACAUCAGCAUCGACACCUUCCGAGCAGCAACGGCCGAGGCGGCCGUAGGCGCGGGCGCGACGAUCGUCAAUGACGUCUCUGGCGGAGAGGCCGACGAGGCCAUGCUUGCCACCGUCGCCCGCUUGGACGUGCCCUAUGUGCUGAUGCACAUGCGUGGGAACCCCCGAACAAUGUCCCAACUGACUAGCUACCAAGACGGAGACGUUGUUGCCGGCGUACGCAGGGAGCUUGCCGUGAAGGUCCAACGAGCUCUUCGUGCAGGCAUCAAACGCUGGAACCUGAUCAUCGACCCCGGCUUCGGCUUUGCCAAGGACCUGGCGGGGAACUGCCAAUUACUUGACGCACUCAACUCGCUCCAAGGAGUCUCAUCGUCCGAGGAUCAGGAUUGUCUGCAAGGCUUUCCGAUCCUUGUCGGCCUCUCCCGCAAACAAUUCCUCGCCAAACUCCUCACUCUCCCUCCCCCCGGUUCCACUACAACCGCCACUCCUCCUCCUCCUCUCCCCCCACCCGAUCAACGCUUAGUCCCGACUAUUGUUGCUUCAACUAUCGCUAUUCGUAACGGUGCUCAUUUGAUCCGCGCUCAUGAUACUAAAAUCAUUAAGGAAGUCAUCAACACUGUUGACGGUAUCCCGGUCCUUUCAAAUUCUUCUUGA